UCUGGUUUGGUUGCAUUUCCAACAAUUAAUUCAUCUUUCCUCCUACUCUCUCUCUCUCUCUCUUGCUUUCUCGGGCGAUACGUCUUUUCCUUCAUAUACAUCUCCGAUCUCCUCUCCUUCUUCCGUGCAGUUCUUGUUUUCACCCUUUCUCUCCUCCUCUUCUCAAUCUUCUGCCUCUCCGAUCACCUCCAUCCCACCCUACCACGCCACUAUGAGUAAAGGCAAGCUCACAGGCGCUGCUGUCGCCGAACACAACUCCAAGGACUCGUGCUGGGUCAUUGUCCAUGGAAAGGCCUACGAUGUGACCGAAUUUCUUCCAGAGCACCCGGGUGGCCAAAAGAUCAUCCUCAAGUAUGCCGGCAAGGAUGCGACCGAGGAGUUUGACCCCAUCCACCCGCCCGACACCCUCGACAAAUACCUCGAUUCUUCCAAGCAUCUCGGUGAAGUUGACAUGACCACCGUUGAACAAGAGGAGAAGACUGCCGAUCCCGAGGAAGAGGCGCGCCAGGAGCGCAUCAAGUGCAUGCCUUCCUUGGCGGCUUGCUACAACCUGAUGGACUUCGAGACCGUUGCCCGCAGCGUGAUGAAGAAGACCGCAUGGGCCUACUACUCCAGCGGUGCAGACGACGAAAUUACUAUGCGGGAAAACCACUCUGCCUUCCACAAGAUUUGGUUCCGCCCCCGAGUUCUCGUUGACGUCGAGCACGUCGAUUUCUCCACAACCAUGCUCGGCACCAAGGUAUCAGUGCCUUUCUACGUGACCGCAACCGCCCUCGGAAAGCUGGGCAACCCAGAGGGUGAAGUCGUCCUCACCCGUGCCGCACACUCCCACGAUGUCAUUCAGAUGAUUCCCACAUUGGCCUCCUGCUCCUUCGACGAGAUCGUCGAUGCCCGCCAGGGCGACCAGGUCCAAUGGCUCCAGCUCUACGUGAACAAGGACCGCAGCAUCACCAAGCGCAUUGUCCAGCACGCCGAAGCCCGCGGGUGCAAGGGUCUCUUCAUCACCGUCGAUGCUCCCCAACUCGGCCGUCGUGAGAAGGACAUGCGCUCCAAGUUCUCCGACGUCGGCUCCAACGUGCAGGCCAGCGGCGGUAGCUCCGUCGACCGCUCCCAGGGCGCCGCCCGCGCCAUCUCCUCCUUCAUCGACCCCGCUCUGUCCUGGAAGGACAUCCCCUGGUUCCAAUCCAUCACGAAGAUGCCCAUCCUCCUCAAGGGUGUCCAGUGCGUCGAGGACGUCCUCCGCGCCGUCGAGAUGGGCGUGCAGGGUGUCGUCCUCUCCAACCACGGCGGUCGCCAGCUCGAGUUUGCCCGCUCCGCCAUCGAAGUCCUCGCCGAGGUCAUGCCCAUCCUCCGCGAGCGUGGCUGGGAGAACAAGAUCGAGAUCUACAUCGACGGCGGGAUCCGUCGUGCCACCGACAUGCUGAAGGCCCUCUGCCUCGGCGCCAAGGGCGUGGGUAUCGGCCGUCCCUUCCUGUACGCCAUGUCGGCGUACGGCCAGCCCGGCGUGGAACGCGCCAUGCAGCUCCUCAAGGACGAGAUGGAGAUGAACAUGCGUCUGAUCGGCGCCACCAAGAUCGACGAAUUGAACCCGAGUCUGAUUGACGUGCGGGGCCUGGUGGGCGGUCAUCAUGCCACUGUGCCGUCGGAUACUCUCACCUCGGGUGCUUAUGAUCCUCUCCAGGCGCCUCGGUUCAGCGAGAAGGCGAAGCUGUGAUUUUUGAAUAGAGCAUUUGUGUUUUCGAGUUUUUUUUUUUUUUUUUUUUUUUUUU
This is a messenger RNA of Aspergillus neoniger CBS 115656, 1769 nucleotides long. Its product is annotated as L-lactate dehydrogenase (cytochrome). The coding region runs from base 212 to 1714 and encodes 500 amino acids. Lineage: Eukaryota; Fungi; Ascomycota; Eurotiomycetes; Eurotiales; Aspergillaceae. The transcript is spliced from 3 exons. Gene Ontology annotation, biological process: lactate metabolic process. Gene Ontology annotation, molecular function: heme binding; L-lactate dehydrogenase (cytochrome) activity. The record is from RefSeq and is a predicted model, not a curated record.